Papaver somniferum (opium poppy) is the source of this 2670-nucleotide messenger RNA. Its product is annotated as pentatricopeptide repeat-containing protein At5g06540-like. The record is from RefSeq and is a predicted model, not a curated record. Lineage: Eukaryota; Viridiplantae; Streptophyta; Magnoliopsida; Ranunculales; Papaveraceae. The coding region runs from base 248 to 1642 and encodes 464 amino acids. Gene Ontology annotation, biological process: RNA modification. Gene Ontology annotation, molecular function: RNA binding; protein binding. The transcript has a single exon.
GUGUCCCUGGUACUCCAUGGGGAGGAGUUGUAAGGACGAGGUUUGUUGCAUGGUUUUACUUGGCGGUAUGUGUAAAAGGAAUUGAUCUACAACUCCUACGGGUUCAAAGAGCGCCGUAAUUUCUUGUCUUUUGGAAAGCCGGCUAGAACUACCGACUUCCGCUCACGGCAGCCUGGCCAACUAGGUUAUCCCCCCAAGAGCUACCAAUCAUAUAUACUCACUGCCAAAAAGGAGAGAGAGAGUAAGAAUGGAGUCACCGGGUUUAAGGUUAGCUUCAACUAUGGUUUUAAUGGCAGAAAAGUGCACAACCAUGAAAGACCUAAAAAGAAUUCAUGGGCACAUAAUAAGAACUGGUCUUCAUUUCAACACUUUAAUUCUUGCAAAAAUGUUGAGAUUUGUCUCUGUAUCUCCAAAUGGUGAUUUACGAUAUGCUCAUAAACUAUUCACUCAAAUUCAACAACCAAACACCUUCUUUUACAAUACCUUAAUUAGAGGUUAUUCGAAGAGUCAAUUCCCAGUAGAAUCACUUCAUUUAUUUAAUAUUAUGAGAAGAAAUUCUGUUGAUCCAGAUGAGUUUACUUUCACUUUUCUUCUUAAAGCUCGUUCAAGAAUGACUUCUUUGGGUAGAAAUGAGAUUCAUGGGGAAGUUUUGAAAUGUGGGUUUUGCUCACAUUUGUUUGUUCAGAAUGCGUUAAUCCAUCUUUAUGCUUCAAAGGGUGCUUCAGUUGAGGCUUUCAAGGUUUUCCAAGAGACAAUGAAACCAGAUGUUGUUUCUUGGUCAGGUUUAGUUGUUGCGUAUUUAAAAGCUGGUGAAUUAGAUAAUGCGCAGCUAGUGUUUAAUAAAAUGCCUGUAAAAGAUGUGGUUUCGUGGACUGCUAUAAUUUCAGGUUACUCGCAAGCUAAACGUUCCAAAGAAGCUUUAGAGUUGUUUGAGCAAAUGAGGCAAUCUGGUGUUCGACCAGACGAGGUAACUAUGGUGAGUGUAAUUUCGGCUUGCACGCAUUUGGGGGACUUAGAAGUAGGAUCGAAUGUUCAUCGCUAUAUUGGUGAGAAUGGGUUCGGGUGGAUGGUAUCUCUUUGUAAUGCUUUGAUCGAUAUGUAUGCAAAAAGUGGGUGUGUCGAAAAGGCAAGACAAGUUUUUGAUAAAAUGGAGAGGAAAACCUUGAUCACUUGGAAUUCCAUGGUCUCAGCUUGUGCGAAUCAUGGAAAUGUUGAAGAAGCAAUUGAGUUGUUUCACGAAAUGACCAAGUAUGGAUUUCUUCCCGAGGGGGUUACGUUUUUAGCUCUAUUGACUGCUUUUACACACAAGGGGAUGGUUGAAGAGGGGGUUAGAUUGUUUGAGUGUAUGAAGAUAGAGUAUGGCAUUGAAGCACAAAUUGAGCAUUAUGGGUGUAUGGUGGAUAUGUUGGGCAGAGCAGGAAGGUUAAAGGAGGCUUAUGAGCUUAUAUUGAACAUGCCGAUCCCCUGUAAUGAUGUAGUAUUGGGUGCAUUACUUGGUGCUUGUAGGAUAUAUGGAGAUUUAGAUAUGGCAGAGCCGAUAGUGAAGAGGCUUUUGGAAUUGAAGCCGGAUGAGGGAGGAUAUUACAUUUUACUUUUGAUAUUUAUAUGGCUGCAGGCCGAAGAACUGAAGCAACAGCAGUGAGAAAAACGAUGGAAAGCAUGAAAGCACAAAAAGCACCAGGCUGCAGUUGGGUAGGAAGUUAUUCUCAUGAUGCAAUUGUUGGAUGAUUUAUCAUUUAUGAAUAUCCGAGUUCGAAAAUAUUAGUUCUGGCUUGUCAAGCUACCAUUUUUAACAAAUUAUACUCAAUAUAUGAGAUCAAGAUUCUGUUUGCAAAACGAGGAAGCAUACAAGUUGAUGCGAUCUCUUUAAGUCCAGCAAGAGACCCGGCUACUUGACUAGAGGUGCGACUGGAGGUAAGCAUCAAUUGUACUUCCAGCAUUGUCUGGACUGCCUCUCUGUCUACACUAAUGCCCCUAUAAUUUAAUUCCCUCCGGAGGAACCCAAUACUUAAGAAGGCUAUUUCAUCUUUCUCCUCAUUUGCUAAUUGAGAUAAGGUGAAUUUAUGAGGUACAAUGCUGGAGAAACAGUAACAUACAUUAGAGCCAGUGAUCCAGUGUCUUACACUUCGUAAUUGCAACUUGAAUGCUGUUCUUCCCAAAUUGAUGCUUGGAUUGUAACCGGCAACAUUUACAUAGUUGAGGAAAUUAGCAAACCUUCAGUGAUGACGGAAAUGUGAAGCCGAAGAAUACCAAAUUCAUCUUGUUGCAUUACUAAUAACUAAUACUCUGUGAAUUUGGUAUCAUCCAACUCUCACUUCCAGCAUCGACUUUUUGAUUGAUUGCCCCGUAUAUUUGAUGAAAGCCAGAGGGGAGAGGAAGGAAUGAUCCAGAGCUGCAAAUAAUACAGUAUAUUACUAAAAACAUCAAUUUAAUUAGUUUCAUUUAAGUGAAGGUUGGAGGUAAGAUGUUGGAGGAAACUGGACCAUAAUUAAAGCUCACAAGGUGAAGUGCUAUAACAGGUACAGUUUCCUACAGCUCUCACUUCCAAUUUAACACUAUAUCAUUUCAUGUUGCAACAAUAAAUGUUUGUUGGUGAAGAACUCAGAUUAAUGCUGAGUGAGUAUUUAUAGCAACAAAAAAUCACAUCCGGCUUAGAUGAGCCAAGUAAAA